Messenger RNA from Polyodon spathula (Mississippi paddlefish), 514 nucleotides. It is a transcript of the gene pold4, whose product is annotated as DNA polymerase delta 4, accessory subunit. The record is from RefSeq and is a predicted model, not a curated record. Gene Ontology annotation, molecular function: DNA-directed DNA polymerase activity. Gene Ontology annotation, biological process: DNA-templated DNA replication; DNA synthesis involved in DNA repair. The transcript has 3 exons. The coding region runs from base 179 to 502 and encodes 107 amino acids. Lineage: Eukaryota; Metazoa; Chordata; Actinopteri; Acipenseriformes; Polyodontidae. Gene Ontology annotation, cellular component: delta DNA polymerase complex.
CCACAGUGUUUCGCGUCUGGCUCUGCAUCUUGUUUUACUGCGUGUUGUGAAGAUACCUCGUUAGAUUCAUAAGCCUGCGUUAUUGUAAACUGCAAUUCUGUACGACUCGAUAUUUUAAUACCCGCUGUAUAUAAAUAUUCCUCUAUGAGUUUUUAGUCUGGCAAAUUUUCGUUUUUAAAUGGACAGGGAAAUGCCAGCCAAACGAAAACUUAUCACCGAUUCCUUUAAAGUUGUCAAUAAAGUAAAAAAGGAGAACUCUAAAUGCAACGUGCAAGAGCAAGAGAGAGAUGCUGAGAUCCUGGCCGCUCCUCCUCUCUCACAGAGGGACUCCGAGAUGCAGCUGCUCAGAGAGUUUGAUCUGAACUGGGAGUUCGGACCCUGUACUGGUAUCACUCGUUUGCAGCGGUGGCACAGAGCUGACAAGCUGGGCUUGAAGCCCCCUGCUGAACUGAAGGACGUCAUCAUCAACAAUACUGGAGACUCAGAGUACCUGAACUGGUGAGCCUGGGUGUGU